AAACAAAAAAAAAAAAGAUUUGAGUUAUGUCUUACCUUUACUUUAUGGAGAGGAGAAUUAUACUGGUUUUCCUUGGGUAUUUUACUUUUCUUACUUCAUUAUCGGAAGCUUCCAUAUACCUGACAGUUUCUCCCUCUGGUCCGGUGGAGGUGAAUCAGAACGUGACAAUUCAAUGCAACUUUGACAACAAUCCACUAGAAGCAGCUUUUUACUCUACUGCAAGCAAUAACACUUUCUGCAAUCUAACAUCAAAUUCAUCAGGAUCAAACUGUAAAGCCAGUUUUUGUUCUCUAAAUUACUAUACAACAUGUCCGAAUGAUACAACAUAUCGUGUGGUUUAUCCUGUUCCCAGGAGAUGGAAUGGAGAAGGAGUUUAUUGCAAGAGAUUAUUCUCAGAUGAGAGAAGUAAUCAAGUCAAUUUCAAUGUUACAGUUUCAGUAACAUCAGUGACCCUGACCCCAACUAACAUUACUGUGGAUGCUGGUAAACAGAUAAAUCUAAUCUGUCAGACAGACUAUUGUAACCCAGCAGCCAGUAUCACGUGGUACAAGGCAUCAUAUAGUGUAGCCACGCCCACCACAGUCACAACAGACACCAACAGCAAUGGCCUCUAUAGAACGACAUCAGUACUACAGUAUACAGGUGUGCCAGAGGACAAUGGUCGGCAGGUGUACUGCAAUGCCAGCAACAGACCAUCAUGGCAAAAUGUAGGGUCCAACAAAUACACACUGGAUAUAAGAUAUCCCCCGUCCUCUGACCCUGUCUUCACAGCCUCCCCUCCAGGACUUCAGUACAACACCGGGACUACAGUCAACUUGACCUGUCAACUACCAGGAGGAAACCCUUUAGCCACGUUGUCAUGGAGAUGUAAAAACACAGCAAUGACAGGAACCAAUCAGAGUACCUUUACCACAGCUGUUUCUGUGUUGCCAUUGGUGAUGGAUAGCUCCUACAACAAUCAGCAGUGUACUUGUACAGCUAAUCACAGACUCCUUACCAGCCCUAAAUCAACGAGUGUGUCACUGACUGUAUUUUAUCCUCCAUCCACUGAACCUGUCAUCACAGCCUCCCCUCCAGGACUUCAGUACAACACCGGGACUGCAGUCAACUUGACCUGUCAACUGUCAGGAGGAAACCCUGUAGCCACGUUGUCAUGGAGAUGUAAAAACACAAUAAUGACGGGAACCAAUCAGAGUACCUCUACCACAGCUGUCUCUUUGUUGUCAUUGGUGAUGGAUAGCUCCUACAACAAUCAGCAGUGUACUUGUACAGCCAAUCACAGGCUUCUCAACAGCCCUAAUUCAAGGAGUGUACCACUGACUGUAUUUUAUCCUCCAUCCACUGACCCUGUCAUCAAAGCCUCCCCUCCAGGACUUCAGUACAACACCGGGACUGCAGUCAACUUGACCUGUCAAAUACUAGGAGGAAACCCUGUAGCCACGUUGUCAUGGAGAUGUAAGAACACAGUAAUGACAGGAACCAAUCAGAGUAAUUCUACUACAGCUGUGUCUGUAUUGUCAUUGGUGAUGAACAAAUCCUACAACAAUCAGCAGUGUACUUGUAUAGCUAGCCACAGCUUCCUUACCAGCCCUAAAUCAAGGAGUGUGCCACUGACUGUUUUUUAUCCCCCAUCUACUGACCCUGUGAUCACAGCCUCCCCUCCAGGACUUCAGUACAACACUGGGGCUAGAGUGACAUUGACCUGUCAACUACCAGGAGGAAACCCUCCAGCAACGUUGUCAUGGAGAUGUAAAAACUUAGUUUUGAUGGGAACCAACCAUAGUACCUCUACCACAGCUGUCUCUGUGUUGUCAUUAGUGAUGGACAGAUCCUACAACAAUCAACCGUGUAGUUGUACAGUUAAUCACAGUCUUUUUACCAACCCUAAAUCAACGAAUUUGUUACUGACUGUGUUUUAUCCACCCUCCACUAGUCCUGUUAUCACAGCCUCCCCUCAAGGGCUUCAAUACGUCACAAGUACUAGAGUGACCUUGAUCUGUCAACUUCCGGGAGGAAACCCCGUAGCUACUUUGUCAUGGAGAUGUAAAAUCACAGGAAUGAUAGGAACCAAUCAGAGUACCCCUACCACAGCUGUCUCUGUAUUGUCAUUGCUGAUGGAUAGUUCCUACAACAACCAGCAGUGUACGUGUACGGCUAACCACGGUCUACUUACUAUCCCUAAAUCAACCACUGUGUCACUGACCGUAUUUUAUAACAAUGUUAUAAUAUCAAACUGGAAUCAAACAUAUUCCGUCAAAGAGCAUGAAAGUUUUCAACUAGUUUUUGAAGUGGAUGGAAAUCCGUCAUCUAACAUCACAUGGGUGUUUGUUAGAAAUAACAGCGUUAUAGAAAAAGAUUAUUAUGUGAAGAAAAGCUCAUUGGAAAUAUCUUCAGUUAACUGCUUAGAUUAUGGAACCUACAGAAUAUUAGCAGACAACGGAAAAGGUCCAAUUGCUAAUAAAACUGCAAAUUUAUUAGUGAAUUGUAAACCUCGGCUAUUCUCAACGGAUUCCCUGACUCCAGCUAAAAUAGGUAUUGGAAAAAAUGAAUCUCUUCAGAUAUUUGUGAGAAUUUUAUUGUUUCCACCAGCCAUACAGACAACAUGGUAUUUCUCAAGAAAAGCAAAUGACGAAAAAGUCAUAACGGAUUCUAAAGAUGGAUACAGAAUAUUUCACAUGAAUGGAGAUGUUGAACAAAACAUUACUCUCUACAAAGAAAGUGUGACUACUGAGGACUUUGGUAAUUAUACUCUUCGAGUUGAAAAUGAAAUUGGUGCCUUUAGCAGGAUCUACAAUGUGAAUUCAACAAGACCACCCUUAUUGCCCACAAACUUUACAGUACUUUGUGAAAAUUCCUUGUCAAUAAAGAUAUCUUGGAUUUCUAACUUUAAUGGUGGAGAUGAACAAAGCUUUCAAAUUUCAUACUCAACUGAUGAAUUUUUGACAAAGCCGUUUAAAGUUCUUAAACCGGGUAUUGGAGAUAAAGGAUACAACAAGACCCACAGCUACAUUCCUAUUGUUGAGCUACAAGGCCCUCUAUGGUUUGCAAUAACUGCCUCCAACAAGUUUGGAAAUGUUACAUCAGAUGUUAUGUACUGUACUGCUGUUAAAAGUCAAGUUCCAGAUUCAAAUAUACCUGUAGGGGGCAUUAUCGGUGGCACGAUGGGUGGAGUUAUUUCUGUUGUGCUCGUUGUAUGUGUUAUAUUUUUUAACAGAAAAUAUCAGAUUAAAUGUGUUGUGGAGGAAAAACGAUUGAAUCAAAAAAUGUCUCAGAAAGCCUAG
This is a messenger RNA of Saccostrea cuccullata (small rock oyster), 3281 nucleotides long. Its product is annotated as synaptogenesis protein syg-2-like. The coding region runs from base 27 to 3281 and encodes 1084 amino acids. The record is from RefSeq and is a predicted model, not a curated record. Lineage: Eukaryota; Metazoa; Mollusca; Bivalvia; Ostreida; Ostreidae. The transcript has 13 exons.